GGGGUGGCGAGGGAUGAGAUAGAUAAAAUCUCAGAACCUUCCGUCACAGUUUUCAAGGGAGGCGGUGGGUCGGCGACCAAAUGGCGGAUGAUGCACAUAAUAGUAGCCCUGGGAAUUUGGCUUGGCGGUAUUCAUCUCAAUUUUGCUCUAGGCCUCAUAUCCCUCUUCUACCUCUCCCUGUCCAAAGCCCUCUUGGUUUUCGCUUUACUUUUGAUAUUAGUGUUAAUUCCUGUCGACCAUAAAAGCAAAUACGGCCGCGUAUUGGCUAGAUAUAUAUGUCAAAAUGCUUGCAGCUAUUUUCCAGUUACUCUACAUGUUGAGGAUAUACAUGCGUUUGAUACCAAUCGUGCUUAUGUUUUUGGUUAUGAGCCACAUUCAGUUUUACCUAUUGGUGUUGUUGCGUUGGCCGACCUUACUGGUUUCAUGCCUCUCAAAAAAUUGAAAGUCCUUGCAAGUUCUGCUGUGUUUUAUACUCCGUUUUUGAGGCACAUAUGGACAUGGAUGGGCCUAACGCCAGCGACAAGGAAAAAUUUUAUCUCCCUCUUGGCAGCUGGCUAUAGUUGCAUCAUUGUGCCUGGUGGAGUACAAGAGACAUUUCAUAUGGAGCAUAAUUCGGAGACUGUCUUCCUCAAGACAAGACGAGGAUUUGUUCGUAUAGCGAUGGAGAUGGGUACACCACUGGUCCCAGUUUUCUGCUUUGGUCAGUCAAGUGUCUAUCAAUGGUGGAAACCUGGUGAAGUUUUUCUCCAAUUUUCAAGAGCAAUCAAGUUCACACCAAUUGUCUUCUGGGGAGUUUUUGGAUCGCCUCUUCCUUAUAGGCGGCAGAUGCAUGUGGUGGUGGGAAGACCCAUUGAGGUGAAGAAAAAUCCAAAUCCAACGAGUGAUGAGGUGCUUGAUUUACACGGUCGGUUUGUUGAAGCACUCGAAAGUAUGUUUGAAAGGUAUAAAGGACAGCUUGGCUAUGAUGAUCUGCAGUUAAAUGUCCUUUGAUUAAAGGUUGAGAGAUUUAUUUGGUCCAACUUCAAUCAAUCCUGUACUCAUCUCUUGUAUUCAAGAAUAUCUGUAGCAAUGAUCGGAGUGCCCAUUAUUAUACAUUCGAGAUCUUUUGGCAAAUGAUGUGGGGUCCAGCAGAAUAGAAAACCAGGGUUUUAAAUCUUUGAGAAUAAUACACUUAAAUGGAAUUCGAAUUCAGUUAUGAAAUGUUGUAGGAUAAACCAACCCUUGUUGAAUUAGAAAUGAUGAUCAUAAGAUGGUUCGAUUAAUAAUUUAAUCUUUAAUAUUUUGUA
Messenger RNA from Cucumis sativus (cucumber), 1286 nucleotides. RefSeq names its product diacylglycerol O-acyltransferase 2D-like. Gene Ontology annotation, biological process: triglyceride biosynthetic process. The record is from RefSeq and is a predicted model, not a curated record. Gene Ontology annotation, molecular function: diacylglycerol O-acyltransferase activity. NCBI's taxonomy places the organism in Eukaryota, Viridiplantae, Streptophyta, Magnoliopsida, Cucurbitales, Cucurbitaceae. Gene Ontology annotation, cellular component: endoplasmic reticulum membrane.